Molecule: messenger RNA, 1269 nt
Organism: Hibiscus syriacus
Lineage: Eukaryota; Viridiplantae; Streptophyta; Magnoliopsida; Malvales; Malvaceae
Product: DExH-box ATP-dependent RNA helicase DExH7, chloroplastic-like
Exons: 8
Coding region: 136-1182 (348 amino acids)
Cellular component (GO): intracellular anatomical structure
Molecular function (GO): RNA binding
Source: RefSeq, a predicted model, not a curated record
AAAAAGGUGACUCCGAAAAUAUGUCAGAAGAUAUGGAGAUCGGUGAUUUCUUCUUAGAAGAUUCUCCAAUUAAUGAUGCUGUUGCUUCUGAAGUACUAAAAUUGCAGAAAAACGAAGAGAUGAAAGAACUAUACAAUGAGAAAAAUAUGGAGAAAUUGGAUGGAAUCUGGAAGAAGGGAGAAUCAAAAAAGAUUCCUAAGGCUGUUCUUCAUCAAUUAUGUCAAAGAUCAGGGUGGGAGGCGCCAAAAUUUGAUAAACUACCUGCCAAAGGUAAAAGUCUUGCUUAUUCUGUUAGUGUGUUUACGUAAAGCUAGCGGGAGGGGCAAGAGCAGAAAAGCUGGGGGGCUAAUCACCCUUCAGCUUCCUAAUGAGCAAGAAGCUUUUGAAUCCGCUGAGGAUUCACAGAACAGAGUUGCAGCAUUUGCUCUUUGUCAGUUGUUUCCAGAUCUUCCUACUCAGCUAAUACUGACUGAGCCAUAUUCUUCUCUCAUUUUUCAAUGGAAAGGAGGGGAAUCAUUGACCAAAAUAGAAGACAGUGAGGCAGAUCGAAGGGCUGGUUUUGUGGAUCGGUUAUUGAGUGCCGAUGAUUCCAGGUCAAAGGCUCCUAGUCAUGAUACUAAUUCUCUUGCUUUAGAUGAGCACCAGAAGACCUGCAUUGAAGAUAAUGAAGUCCCUAUUUCUUCUGUAGCUGAUCCAAUAACUGAAAAGAGAAGCCAUGCAAAAGAAGCAGAAAGUUUAUAUUUGAGACAGGAAGCAGAAAAGAGAAAGCAUACACAGAAAUACAAGGAGAUGUUGAAAACUAGAGCCGCUCUUCCUAUCGCUGCUUUGAAAAAUGACAUUUUGCAACUGCUAAAGGAAAAUGAUGUUCUUGUUGUUUGUGGUGAAACAGGAUCUGGAAAAACCACGCAGGUACCUCAGUUUAUAUUGGAUGAUAUGAUUGAAUCAGGAUAUGGUGGAGAUUGUAAUAUAAUAUGCACACAACCAAGGAGAAUAGCGGCAAUUUCUGUUGCUGAGCGAGUUGCUGAUGAGCGUUGUGAACCAUCUCCUGGUUCUAAUGGGUCGUUGGUUGGUUAUCAAGUUCGUCUAGAAAAUGCUAGGUGUUUACCUCCUUAUCUCAUAAGUUACUAUAAUGUGCUAAUUGCAAUUGUUGUGUCUAAUAUAGAUUGCAAUGCAAAGGAGUAAUACAUUGGUGACCUUGCUCUCAGAAAUGAGCUGCAACAAUUCUGUCUAUAUUCUUUAAAUAUUUUCUUUAUGCUAUUUCUUAAUGAA